Molecule: messenger RNA, 1065 nt
Organism: Penicillium manginii
Lineage: Eukaryota; Fungi; Ascomycota; Eurotiomycetes; Eurotiales; Aspergillaceae
Exons: 1
Coding region: 1-1065 (354 amino acids)
Source: RefSeq, a predicted model, not a curated record
AUGGCUUGGGAUCCUGCCCAAGUGAAGCCCUCGGCGCUUCUCUGGACCUACGAAUUGCAACGCGAGCAGGAGGCCUUGACCCAGCAUAUGAAACAGGCAAAAGAUCAGAUUGAGAAAACCGAGGACCUUGUCGGUCACCUUUCAACCUGCCUGAAAGAUCUUACGGUUAUUGUCGCUUCGAUUGCCACGUCCCUCAACGACCAAACACCCCAGGGCCAACAGCGCCUGCGUCGCCUUCAAACCGAGCUCAAUGAGAUCGUCCUCCCCGUAUACGACAGAGCCAAAACAAUCGUCAAUCGGAACGAGAUCUUACUUGCUACAAUCGCCAAGCUCCGAGGUCUACACAACACCGCGAACUUCGGCACCACUAUCACUGCACCGAAGGCACCACCCGGUCUGGAGCCCACUUCACCGAAGACCUCAGCCAUUCCCGAACCCACUACACCAGAAGAACUACUCGGUCCCACUGGACGGAAGGCAUGGCCAAAACCCAAGCCCGAUCCAAAUAAAGAGUUCGCAUCGUCCCCAAUAACCCAAGUUCUUCUCGACCUCUCACGUUCCGGCACCGACCCAAGCAAAUACAAAGACGCCGAAGCCGUUCGCAUCGAAAAGCACGCAAUCGCCAAUAUUCUAAGUAGGGAAACCUUUGAUAGGAACGUGAAGAAGUUUAUUCACCAGAGGAACCGCCCAAUCAGUGAAUACUUUGACGAAGCCCACGAAUUUCGACGCCGGUGGUCGAUCGCCGUAUACGGCAACGGGCCUACAAAAGAUACCAACGAUGCUCUCAUGAUUAGUUCCUUCAUCGCCGGUCUGGACAGUCCUCUCUACCGACGACGAUUCAAACACUGGCUGCGCAAGGAACACUGGACAUGGAAUUUUGUAUGUCACUUUACGCAGAUAUUGGUCAUGGAGGAGGAGUAUAUGGCUAAGCAGGAGUAUGCGAUGGAUCAUCAGCUUGAGGAUGGGUCUGUGCUUUUUCCGGAUGGGGAGAGGUGUUACCGGUUUAGUUAUUUGCCGCCCAUUACGGAUGAGGAUCUUACUUCGAGUGACAUUUAUGAUGAUUGA